Messenger RNA from Mauremys reevesii (Reeves's turtle), 9711 nucleotides. It is a transcript of the gene ADAMTS2, whose product is annotated as ADAM metallopeptidase with thrombospondin type 1 motif 2. Gene Ontology annotation, biological process: proteolysis; extracellular matrix organization. Gene Ontology annotation, molecular function: zinc ion binding; metalloendopeptidase activity. Lineage: Eukaryota; Metazoa; Chordata; Testudines; Geoemydidae. Bases 616 to 4167 code for a protein of 1183 amino acids. The record is from RefSeq and is a predicted model, not a curated record. The transcript has 22 exons.
UAAACCCAUGGGGAAAAGGAGCGUGCGCGCCCCUCAUCUUGCUGCGCAAGCUCUAGCAUAAUGUCAGGACUCCAUAAAUAGCAAGAGCUUGGCGCAGACUGAGGGUCCGAGCUGGGCGCCUUGGGACAGUAACUUGAGCGCAUUAGGACCUGGAGGGAGCGGGGCGCUCACUACUCUGUGGGCUGCUGCGAGCGAAGAGUCAAGGGCAAAGAAACGUGGCUGUCGAAGCGGUGGGUGGGGAAGCGUCCCGCAGCCAGAGUUGGAUCCAGGAGGGAGGGGAGCCCCGGGCCGGCUGCCAGGGCUCGCUCCGGAGCAGGGCUGCGCUGGGUGGCAGCGCCUCUGUCAAUCAGCCUGACUCCACUCCCGCACGCCCUGUGUUCUCCUGUGCUGCGCUCCAGCUGCCUCCUCGUGUCUCUGCUUCGCUGCGAGCUCAGAGAGCGGCGGCCGCUGCUGCUGCUGCUGCUGGGUGCAUGCACCGGGGGACCGGAGCGCGGCUGAGGCGUCCCCGGGGCGGAGGACCGGGCGGCGCCGGGCUGCCCUCAGUUGGUGCUGGGUAGCGGCGGGGAACUUUAACGCUGGCUCCAAGUGUUGGGCUCGGUCUGCGGUUCAGCUGCAAUGGAUCCUCCAGCGGGGAUCGCCUGUCUGCUGCUCUGCUGUGCGCUCUUCCUGCCCGGGAGCGCCCUGCAGAGCUCCAGGGAGAGAGAUCCUAUUUUGAGGAAUAUAGAGGAAUACAGACUUGUCGUCCCAGUCAGCACAGAUUCAGAAGGCAGGUUCCUAUCUAACCUGGUGUCUGGACCUCCAAGGGGGCGCUUCCGAAGAGAUGCUGGGGAUAUGCAACAUGAAGCUUCAAAUGAGCAAAUAUUUUAUAAUGUCACUGUUUUUGGAAGAGAGUUUCACUUCAGGCUGAGACUGAACUCUAGGCUGGUUGCCCCUGGAGCAACAAUUGAAUGGCAAGAGGAUUCUAAUGUGACUCAUAUUGAACCACUCCAUGGGAAUUGCCUAUAUGUUGGGGAUAUCACUGAUUUGCCUAACGCUUCAGUUGCUAUAAGCAACUGUGAUGGGCUGGCUGGCAUGAUUCGUACAGACAAGGACGAAUUCUUCAUUGAGCCUCAGGAGAAGGGCAGUCAGGAGGAAGACGGAGGCAGGACACAUGUGGUAUAUCGCAGAGCAGCUGUCAAGAAGCCACUUCCCACUGAGAACACAGAUAUCCAGAAUAAAGCAGCUGACCUGAGUAAUCUGGAUAACCUCGUCAGUAUGCUGAGCCUCAUUGAAGACCGAGUAAAUAGCUCAAGAAAAAGAUAUCGGAGGCAUGCGACUGAUGAUGACUACAACAUUGAAGUUCUCCUGGGAGUUGAUGACUCAGUUGUACAGUUCCAUGGAAAAGAACAUGUACAGAAGUACCUUCUGACCCUGAUGAAUAUCGUGAAUGAAAUCUACCAUGACGAGUCCUUAGGUGCCCACAUUAAUGUUGUUUUGGUGAGGAUAAUCAUGCUGAGCUAUGGGAAAUCUAUGAGCUUAAUAGAGAUUGGGAACCCUUCCCAGAGUUUGGAGAAUGUAUGUCGCUGGGCCUAUCUACAACAGAAGCCUGACACUGCACAUGCAGAGUAUCAUGACCAUGCUAUUUUUCUCACAAGGCAGGAUUUUGGUCCAUCUGGCAUGCAAGGCUAUGCUCCAGUUACUGGAAUGUGUCAUCCUGUGCGAAGUUGUACCCUCAACCAUGAAGAUGGUUUUUCCUCUGCAUUUGUGGUGGCCCAUGAAACUGGGCACGUAUUAGGCAUGGAGCAUGAUGGCCAGGGCAACAGGUGUGGGGAUGAGGUCCGAAUGGGGAGCAUCAUGGCGCCUCUUGUCCAGGCUGCAUUCCAUCGCUUCCACUGGUCUCGCUGUAGCCAACAAGAGCUGAACAGAUAUCUACAUUCCUAUGAUUGUCUGCGUGAUGAUCCUUUUGAACAUGAUUGGCCUUCCCUUCCCCAGCUGCCAGGAAUUCACUACUCCAUGAAUGAGCAGUGCCGUUUUGAUUUUGGUUUGGGCUACAUGAUGUGCACAGCUUUCCGUACGUUUGAUCCCUGCAAGCAGCUGUGGUGUAGCCAUCCCGAAAACCCUUAUUUCUGCAAAACAAAGAAGGGACCACCACUGGAUGGGACUAUGUGCGCGCCUGGAAAGCACUGCUUUAAAGGUCACUGCAUCUGGUUAACUCCAGAUAUCUUGAAACAGGAUGGAAAUUGGGGAGCAUGGAGUAAGUUUGGCUCCUGUUCUCGAACCUGCGGUACAGGGGUAAAAUACAGGACACGGCAAUGUGACAAUCCACACCCAGCUAAUGGAGGCCGUACAUGCAUGGGGCCAACCUAUGAGUUCCAUCUUUGCAACACUCAAGAUUGUCCUCAGGAUUCUGAUGAUUUCAGAGAUGAGCAGUGUAGACAAUGGAAUCCUUACUUUGAAUAUCAGAAUACGAAACACCACUGGCUCCCAUAUGAGCGUCUCGAUGCUAAAGAAAGGUGCCACCUGUACUGUGAGUCUAAGGAGACUGGCGAUGUCGUGUAUAUGAAACGAAUGGUACAUGAUGGAACCCGCUGCUCAUAUAAAGAUUUUUAUAGCAUCUGUGUGCGAGGGGAUUGUUUGAAAGUUGGAUGUGACAGGGUAAUAGGUUCCUCUAAGCAAGAGGAUAAGUGUGGUGUCUGUGGUGGAGAUAACUCUCACUGCAAGGUGGUGAAAGGAACGUUCUCCAGGACACCAAAGAAGCCAGGGUACAUUAAGAUGUUUGAAAUUCCUGCUGGUGCAAGGCACUUGCUUGUACAAGAAACAGAUGCUACCAUUCAUAAUCUUGCAAUUAAGAACCGAGAAACAGGGAAAUUCGUUUUAAAUGAAGACAACUAUGUACCAGAUUCUAAAGUAUUUGUUGCCAUGGGUGUGGAAUGGGAAUACCGGAAUGAUGACGAUAGAGAAACAGUGCAGACCAUGGGGCCUUUGCGCAAUGGUAUAGUCAUUCUGGUGAUUCCUCAUGGUGGUGCCAAGGUUUCUUUGACUUACAAAUACAUGAUCCAUGAAGACUCCUUAAAUGUAGAUAACAACAAUGUUUUGGAGGAUGAUUCAGUAACAUAUGAAUGGGCUCUGAAAAAAUGGUCCCAGUGUUCAAAACCGUGUGGAGGAGGUAAUCAGUUUACGAAAUAUGGUUGCCGGAGGAAGACAGACCACAAGAUGGUUCAUCGGAGAUACUGCGAGACGAUCCAAAAGCCAAAGCCUAUUCGCAGAGCAUGCAAUCUGCAGGAAUGUUCCCAACCAAUAUGGGUUACAGGAGAUUGGGAGCCCUGCAGCAAAAGCUGUGGAAAAACAGGAUAUCAAGUACGUUCUGUACGGUGUAUCCAACCCCUGCAUGACAACACAAAUCGUUCUGUUCAUACCAAAUAUUGCAACAAUGAUCGUCCAGAAGGCAGAAGGUCUUGCAAUCGAGCACUUUGUCCUGCCCAGUGGAGGAUAGGACCCUGGUCACAGUGCUCUGUAACUUGUGGAAACGGCACACAGGAACGGCAGGUUUUAUGCCGGACGAAAGACAAUGCUAGUGGCUAUUGUAAAGACGACAAACCGGAAACAAUGAGGAUCUGCAGACUAUCUCUAUGCCCCAGAAAUGUUUCUGAUCCAUCAAAGAAAACCUAUAUGAUACAAUGGCUGUCAAGACCAGAUGGAGAUUAUCCCAUCCAGAAAAUAUCUUCAAGGGAACGUUGCCAAGGAGACAGGUCCACGUUUUGUCGCAUGGAAGUUCUCUCUCGUUACUGUUCAAUGCCUGGUUACAAUAAGCUGUGUUGCAAGUCCUGUAACAUGUAUAACAACAUAACAGAGGAUGAUAAUGUAACUGAUUCUAACCUAAAUAAGAACGACAUUGAGGAGGAUCUCCUACCUACCCUUACUCCUCCUACUGGGGUGGUUGUCAUGCAGGCUACUGCUAGUCCUCCUCUUGUUCCCAAAUCAAACGCCACUCAUUCCAAUGCAACUGAGGAUCACCCAGAAAUCAAUGCAGUAGACGUGCCAUAUAAAAUCGAUGGGCUGGACAAUGAAGUACCGCAGCACAACCUCAUCCCCCGGAGGAGGCUGACUUACGAACGGACAAAGAACCAAAGAAUUCAGGAGCUGAUCGCUGAGAAAAGAAAAAGAGAGACUAUUAGUAAGCUACAUUAAAAUGGAAAUACGGCGCAAACGACAUUUUUUUCUCUUAUAGAGAUGUUACCACCACCAUAGUAAUGCCCAUGUCAUAAAAACUAGAAAGAAAAAAGCGGUGCUAUGGCAGAAAUGCCAAAUCCUAAUACCUAAAACAAACAGAAAUGUAAGAUUGUUUCAUAAUGCUAGUAUAAACAUUUCAAUGGCUAGGUUUACAGGGUGCUAUAACGUACUAGUGCAAUAUCAGUACAGUAUUUCACUGAAUCCAAACAAACCUAUUACCUAGCCCAGAUCAGCAGGUUUAUUGAUUAUGGGCUCUUUUCACCCCUCAAUGCAUUGCAUAACUCCUAGGGAAUGUGAAUGGGAGUUACAGGGAGGAGAACAGACCCCAUUACCUACAAAUGCCUUUAAUAGUGACAGUCAGUUGAUCAAGAGAAGCAUUACAUCAAACUGUACACUAAAUUACUCCCAGAUUCAGGAAGGUAUUUAAGAACACGCAUGACUUUAAACAUGCAAGUAGUCCCACUGCCUUAAAUGGAACUAUUCUCAUGGCUACACUUACAUGGACACUUGUGUACCUUUCUUAACUGGGAUCUUACAUUUGAGAUUCUUUGUACAACCCUAUAUUUAAUCUCAGUUCAGAACUGAUAACCAGUAGUUUGCAUGUUCCCAUAAACAAUUUCAAAGCAUUUUUCUAAGCAUUUGCAUCUAUAAAAAUUAUUUACUAUUUGGCUGGACCUAUACAAUUUAGACUGACAAUGUCCUAGUCUUUUGAAUAUCUUUGUUUCAUAAACUCCUGUAAUACAAUAUCCCCAAUGGUUUUAGUUGACAUUCUUUUCGGUCUACCUUUUAUCCACACUCUGUUUAACUUAAAAUGACUGGAGUCUCUUUUCCUUUCCUUUCCUUUCCUUUCCUUUGGUGCUUCAUGAAGAAAGCAUAAUUGUGUGUUAACAUUUUCCAUGGUACAAUGUUAUGUCAUUCUGAAGGAAAACAAUGUGUAUUAUCAAUCUUUCCUUAGGACAGCUCUGGUGCAGCAGAAGUGAACAAUUGUUCAUCAUGCUUAUAUAUAAACACAGGACCAAGUUUGCUUAGAUCUUAGAGAUGUGUAGCCUGACAGCCCUUUGAGUACUUCCUUUCCCUGCAAUAUCUUCUGAUAGCUGAGGGCCUAUAUAAGCAACCUCACCAUUUUCCAUAGCUCAUUUUGGAUGGCUGGUAGGCAGAAGACACAUUCAGCUUGGUGGUUGGUACCUUUUGGUGAGGCCGUGCCUGCUUUCAAAUGCAAGGAUGUUACCAGCCAACUUACAGGCUACCUAAUGUGAAUAGUAGGUACUGAACAUUUGAGCCAAAGACCACUAAGCUCAGUGGAAAGGUUCCCAUUGACCUCUGUGGGUUUUUCAAGCCCUGGAAUAUUGUAGGAGUAGGAAUUAAAAUCUUUGUGGGUGUGGGGUUUAUUGAUUUUGCUCUUGCCUACUGGGUUGACUUUCCCUUGUCUGCUCAAGCCUGUUAAUAUUUUGCAGGGGAUAAGGUCUCUUUGAAACUGUCAUUACACAUAGAAAAGACAGGCAGGGGUUUAGGGCCACCUUGAUACUGCCAGCUCACAUAGAAAAGGCAAUUGAGAGGUGGCAAAAUGCUCUCAAUUCAAGUUUUUGAUCUUGAAGUGAGCCCAUGACCUUGUAUCUUCUCAGUUGCACAGCUUGGGCAUAGGCUAAAUUCCCAGUGCAUAUAAGAUGCUACAUAGCUUCGUUGCUGCUGAAGCAAUGCUGAACCUGGCAGCCAGGCCCUCACUGAAAAGCAAACCACAACUGACUUUCUGCUGUCCAGGAUGGGGGCCCCCAGUGCUGCUUUUAAAGGUGGUGAGUGAAUGGGUCACCUGGCGUCCAUUGCAGUGUCCCAGUUUAGAUUGGAAAGAGACAACACUAAAAGUAGCCCUGAGUGCACUGAAUUAGUGAAACCAGCAGCUCAAUCUAUGCCCAGAAACUGUUGAAAGGACAAGAACCAAGGGUUAACAAAAAUAAUUUACAAAGAAUAUUAGACAAAGUAGUAGAGAAGGGGCCAAUUUUAUCCCUGUUGUAAUGCCAUCAGCUUCACUGCCUCACAGGAUGGUGUGGAGGUCAGUUCAAAUGCUUCUGAAGUGAUAGGGGCAUAUAUAACAGCCUAAAUUGACAGAAGUUACAGCAGGGCUUGAUAUAGGUAAAGACUCUUGUAACAUCCCUGUGCUCUCAGGUUUCAGGGUUCAAAGUAUUAGCUCAAGCAGCUACGACGCAUUAGCAGACGCUGAAACCUCUUUAAAGGGGCACAAAGAUCCACACUCUUCCCAUAUACACUGUACUUAAACAACCUCUUCCAUUCUUUUCCUACAAUGGCCUCUUCUCUUGUGGCUGGUGGGAGAUCGUUCCACUAAAGCAGGGGUUUCUUUUUGGUUCUAAAAAAUAAAAUUAAAGGUCCAUAUUGUAAAAACACUAAUGCAGGCCAGGUUUGUGUAUGUGUUAAGUCUGUUGGUUGAAUUAAUGGCUCAGAUGAAGAUAAGAACUCAGAGAAGGGAAGAGCUGUCUUGGAGAUAUACCUCUCAUAGAAUGGGAAGGGACCCCAAAAGGUCAUUGAGUCCAGCCCCCUGCCUUCACUAGCAGGACCAAGUACUGAUUUUGUCCCAGAUCCCUAGGCACGGCCCAGAAAGGCCCUGCCAUGAGACGCUGACAGAUAAAUAGACGAGCCAGACGUCCUCUCUCUCUGUUUUUCCUGUGUGCUCCCAAGCAUUGCUGACUGUGACCUGUGCUGUCUGUUAGGUGCCCACAGCCAAGCACAGGCCUGAGCAUGUGGGAGUGUAACAUUAUGCAGCAGCAGCCUUUCCUGGGGGGUUCAGUGCAGCUAACAAGUUUAUCUGACAGACCCUCACAGUCUGGUUCAGAGGCUGCCAUGUCACUUGCAUAAAAUAUGAAAGUGAAGUCAUGGGCUCCACAAAGGAAAAAUUGGGCAACUUUUAUCUCAGAAAGUCUUAGCUAAAACAGCCCCCGUUCAGUUUCUAUGCAUAAAAUCUAGAUGCAGGAGAAAGCAGGGUAGGUUUGAAUUCCCAGCGUGUAGGAAUGUGAGCUAUUUUAUGCUUUUUGUGUUUUCCCUGCUCUAUUGUGACAGUUCAACUUAAAGAAUACUCUCCUCUUUCCCUGUAUCACCCUAACGUUAGGUCUACGAGGGCAAUGCAAUAAACAGGGACCCCCACUCUAACAUAGCCAAACAGCAUGUCCAGUCACGCAGUGAACUAGACAAACCUAUUUGUGGGGAAACCUUGCAGGCUUUGGAGCUCGGCAGGUAGCCACCAGGCCCUAGGUCUCCACCUCCCCAGAAUUCUUUUCCCUCCAUCAGGCCAUAUGACCCCUUUCUCCCCACCCCCUUCUCUGCAUCCUUAAGUGUUGCCCUGGACUCCUCAUGCAGGGAGGAGUUGAUGGAUGCUUGCAAAAUUCAUUUGGUCGCUUUGAUGGAUAACAACCUUGUACUGUCCUCUGGCACCUUCUGGGGUCAUAUUUCCUUCUUCACAUACAGCCAGCAGAGAACAUAGUUAAAUGGUUUCUGCUGCUCCUGAGUGCAUGGAAUAGGUUUAGCGAGCCAGGGUAGCCAGGAAGAAAUACAUGACAAAAAACCCACAACUCAAUUUCCACCCGCUCUAUGGAGGUAAUGGGCAAUGUUGUGGGUCAGAAUCUAACAGAAAAGCCACAUUUUCACUGAAACAUCCCACCCUAGGAGAGAGCAAAUUCAGGGGGGGGGGGUCUGCUUUUUUGUAUCACUUCACACAGCUCUACCAUGCACCCAUGGUUUGCAUAGUAGCAAAUGACUAGAUGCAUUCUGCCUUAUGUUAGAACUAUAGGAGAGCCAGGGCCAAACCCUCUGGAGAUGAAACUUUUGUCAACCUCACGAGCUGCAUUUUGAGUUUCAAAGCUCAUUCAGAGUUCGGAAACAGUUUGGCACUUCAACACUUUCCCCCUUCCCAAGAAGGAUUCAGUUCUUAAGGGAAGCCCAUCCUGUAUAGGAGAAACAGAACACUUCACAGAAAGCAAGGCUGGUACCAGUAUCCAUAUGGUAUUCAUUAGGGGCCUGACUGAGCCAUGCCCACAAAAGUUAACGGGUGUCUUUCCACUGCAUUCAACCAGUGUUGGACCAGACCUUAGAGUUUCUCUAUUUCUGACCUAGAACUCUUUCCUUUUACAGGCUCUCUGUACUGAGCUUUCACUCUGCCUUCUUCCUUUAUUUUUGACUAUUUAAUUCCAGUGGGUUGCUUUUCCACCUUAGCCCUUCCCCCUCCCCCCCACACGAAGUCAGUGACAUCUGAAUACAAGUCAAACUCUUCAGUCCACGUUGUUCAGCAGGGUAAGAUACUGGCCAAUGAGGGUUUGCCCAGCCCUCUGUGAAACAGAGCUGGUUGCCACCUUCUCUUUACAAUAUUUCCAUAUGAGAAAGAAUCUUACCCUAAACCAAAAGAACUGCAUUCCUUUAAACUGACCAUAGUAUUUCCAGUUCACAGAGAAGUGAAAAACCCAAAUACCUUUCAGGAUUUGGGCCACUCAGGUUAAGAGUAACCAACAUGAAGCAGUAAUUGGGGUCUGGCCCACAGUUGCUUUUGUUCCUUUUUAUGUGGUGGAAUAUAUGGAUUGUUUACAGGCCUGUUAAACUUCGGACAGCAGCUUCCUCUUGCACGGCUACUUUUAGUAGCAUAGCUAUAAAUUGGGCAAAAACAAUUUUAUUACAUGGUCUUUUAAUGUUUAACCAUCGCAUAGGCAGUACCUUUUGAUGCCUCCCAACCCCAGGGUACCAAUUUAACACAAUCCCCAGGAAUAAAAGACAGGAAUCUAUUUAGUUGUAGAUCUGCUAUUUCUGUAGUGGCCACUGGCUGUCUGAUCUGAAAGCUGAAACAGCGUUCUCCCUUAAGAGAGAGGAUUUCCUGGUAGGUAUUCAUAUAGUCAUGGAGAUUAAGGGCUUAGGGGCCCAGCACCACGCCCAUUAAAUCCAACCACCAAAUUAAUGCAUCCAGAUUUUGAAUGCAAGCCGAUCAACUUUCUAAAUUAAUCUUUCUUUGCUCAGUAUCUUAAAGAGACUCUAAAAAUUAACCAUAUUUCCUUUGUCUCCAAUCAACUCCCAUUUUUAACUCACCUAAUAUUCCCUUUAGAAUUCCUGUAAUCCAUGGUAUUCACUCACCAGUCCUGAUUUUAACACCUUCCAUUCAAUAUUUAGAUUCUCUCAGUACUCACUUAAAGUGCUUUAAUAUAUUUGAACAGUCUAUAAAUGGUGCUUUACUAGUACUCAAAGGGGCUGUAUGAUUUACUUUAUUAUAUAAUGCAUUUAAUAUUUUAUAUAAUCACCUACAAUGCACAGUAUUAGCUAUGUUCAUCUGAAUAACUGUAUGGCACUGCCAUUCAAUUACAAUACAUACGUCUUCACAGCAAUUGCAAUGAAUAGCCAUUUCUUGUAUAUUAAAAUGUAUAUACAAAUUAGAACUUUUACUUUUAUAAUUUAUUAAAGUUCAAAGAUCUGUGUUCUUUUGCAAAAGUGUUGAACUUUUCCCUUUGCUGACUCAUUGUG